Molecule: messenger RNA, 1329 nt
Organism: Mesocestoides corti
Lineage: Eukaryota; Metazoa; Platyhelminthes; Cestoda; Cyclophyllidea; Mesocestoididae
Source: the annotation of a GenBank genome assembly
AUGCAUCGGGAGAUGUACUCCUCCGUUCUUCUAAGCCGAUUUCUUACAUUGCGGGUUAGACAGAAUCGCCUUUCGAAGCUUCUUAACAGCGAUCGGAUUUCACAAAUUGACGCGUUUGCCAACACAAUAGCAACUCUUCAAGCAGCCAUUGAGACUGCCCUUUCACGAGCCGAGAUCUGUCUUGACUCUAUCGAAGAAUUAGUUACCGAGAAGCCGUUUCACGACCUCCCUGAGUCUCCCGAUCUCAGCCUCGUCGUCCAGUCUCUCGAGGCAGAAGGUGCAGCUGCUGAGCAAAAAGAUAGAAUACAAAAUGCAAGCAAAUUAAUUCCCGACCUACCCUCCAAACCAUGGCCCGCCUCAUUAAUCCACCGAAUUCACAACAUUCCUCCCAAAGCCCCUUUAAUCCUUCCGGCUGCCACUGGAAAACACCCGCCACAAUCAGACGCUCCUGAACCCGCAAACGAAAGACCGGCGCACGCGGUGGCCAAGUCAACAUGCAUUACGUUUCAGGUGAUUGGCAAAGCAUCUAAAACCGGCCACCUUCAGACUGGUGACUUGGAGAAACAUUUCUCGCAGUUUGGCAAAAUCGUCAAGCUUCAUCGUUAUUUAAAUGCGGACAAUACCCCGAGCACCUGUGGUUUUGUCGUGUUCGAAAAGCUUGCUGAAGCUCAGGCGGCUCUGUCUGAGAAGUGCCACGUGCUAGACAAGCACCACCUCAAAUUAGCCUCAUCAAGGCGUGUCCCUUCAGUCUCACAGUCAAAACAAAAGGUUCCAUCGAAGCCCUUAACGCGUCAGCCCAAGCCCUCCAAACGCAUUUUUGUAUUUGGACUUAAAUCAAAGGACCAGAUAUCGGAUGCAAUGCUUGAAGAACAUUUCAGUCAAUUUGGGAAGGUUAAUAAAGUUUUGAAGCCUUUGACCAAUGGCAAGCCUAGUGGGCGUGCCAUAGUUACAUUUGACUCACCUAAGGCCGCUCAGAAGGCACUUGCAAUGCCCCACCAGAACCUUCUUACAUCUGACCUACAAGUAUUUGCCAAAUUCCCAGCCCUUUCAAAACAACUCUCCGCCGCCGCCGCCGCCGUUUGUGCGGCAAAUCCGCCACCCAUGCGGUUCCGUUUGCGUUCCACGUCGGACCUCAGCCUCACCGAUCAUCUGUGCAGUGGGAACCCCGGUGUGGCGAGAGGCCGGGGACUCUACAACACAAGGUUCCCACGUGACCACUCGGUUCAACCCGGUACCGCAACACGCUGUCCGCUGAUUGGUUACUCUCAAUGCUAUUGGGUCCUGUUAACUAAAGGCAAUGCACCGAACUCUGAAGCUUCUGAGAUAUAA